AUGAUCCCUCAUCAAUCUCCGGUUAGCUCAAUGCCAGUUCUUGAAUCUAUUGAAUCGCCACAAACUGUUCCUUUGGUCUUCACCGAUGUAAAUGUUGUUCCUGAGCAUCAAGGGAAUGAGCUUGAAAAAUCAAUAUCAAGCCUCCAAGGAGAAGUUUUGGGAUUGAAGUCGAAGCUAAAGUUAUUGGAUGAAAAGAGAAAGGAAGUUCUGAAUAAAAUUAUAGACACCAAAGGAAGUAUACGUGUGUUUUGUAGAGUUAGGCCAUUUCUACUGACAGAGAGGAGACCGAUUAAGGAACCUGUUUCGUUUGGACCAGACAAUGUUGUUGUAAACUGUUCUGGAGCUCGGAAGGAAUUUGAGUUUGAUAGAGUUUUCCAUCAGUCAGCAACUCAAGAAGACGUUUUCGGAGAAGUGAAACCGAUUCUUAGAUCUGCUCUUGAUGGUCACAAUGUUUGUGUCUUGGCGUAUGGUCAAACGGGGACAGGCAAGACUUUCACCAUGGAUGGCACAGAGGAGCAACCAGGCCUUGCUCCUCGAGCUAUUGAAGAGCUUUUCAGUGAAGCUUCAUUGGAUCAUACACAUUCCGUGACAUUUACGAUGAGUAUGUUGGAAAUCUAUAUGGGUGGCUUAAAAGAUCUUUUGUCUGCAAGACAGUCUUUGAGGUCAUAUGAAGCAUCAACUAAAUGCAACCUUAAUAUUCAAGUAGACUCAAAAGGUUCGGUUGAGAUUGAGGGCUUGACUGAAGUGGAAGUAACGGAUUUCGCAAAGGCUAGAUGGUGGUACAACAAAGGGAGACGAGUCAGAUCAACUUCUUGGACAAAUGUAAACGAAGCUUCGAGCAGAUCUCAUUGUUUAACAAGGAUUACAAUCUCUCGUCGUGGGGAUGCUGUGGGGUCAAAAACUGAAGUUAGCAAGCUUUGGAUGAUAGAUCUCGGAGGAAGCGAGAGGCUGUUGAAAACCGGAGCAAUAGGACGAACUCUUGAUGAAGGAAGAGCCAUAAACCUCUCACUUUCCGCUCUUGGAGACGUGAUUGCAGCUUUAAGAAGAAGGAAGGGCCAUGUGCCUUACAGAAACAGCAAGCUAACUCAAAUCCUUAAAGAUUCUCUAGGUACUAGAUCAAAGGUUCUGAUGCUUGUGCACAUAAGUCCACGUGAUGAAGAUGUCGGUGAAACUAUUUGCUCUCUGAGCUUUACAAAACGUGCGAGAGCCAUAGAGUCUAACAGAGGAUUAAUAACAGAGCUUCAGAAGGUAAGAGAAGAGAAAUUAUCGGAACUUGAAGAAGAAAUGAGAGAAACUCAAGAAAAUUGCAAGAAGAUCAGAGAACGGUUACAGGAAGCAGAGUGUUUGCUUAGUGAAAACAAGAAACUCUUGUGGACCAGUAAUGAUAGUUAUCAAGAAGACAUCGAAAAUAAAGUUCUCUUACCUACCGAUGCAACCCUAAGAUCAUCUGAUAAACUUGUCAAAAUAAGCAAGAGCUCUGGGUUUAAACCACGUUUCAUGACUUCAACUGUUGCUAGUCGUCAAAGGCAGGCAAUGUCAGAGAAGGAAAUCAAUGCAAAGGCUCAGAGCAUACGAUCAGUGGCUAAAAAUCUUACUCAGCUCUCCACUUCUCAGUCGCUUAGCCUCUCUGACUCACGUGGCAGAGGUCUACUUAGAAGAUCAUACACAAAGCCGCUUCAAGCUGCAGCUAAUAGUGCAACACCAGAAACGCCUAAAAAGGAUAUUAAAGACAAAUAUACUUCUUUGCAAAAGAGGAAUAUUAAUGAUGCUUCUUUGCCAAAGAGCAAGAUGGUUACUUCAUCAGAUCCAAAUGUGAGAGCUAAACUGUGUCACCACAGACGAAGAAUGUCAAGCUUGACAUGA
Molecule: messenger RNA, 1863 nt
Organism: Microthlaspi erraticum
Lineage: Eukaryota; Viridiplantae; Streptophyta; Magnoliopsida; Brassicales; Brassicaceae
Source: the annotation of a GenBank genome assembly